This is a messenger RNA of Schistosoma rodhaini, 1443 nucleotides long. The record is from the annotation of a GenBank genome assembly. Lineage: Eukaryota; Metazoa; Platyhelminthes; Trematoda; Strigeidida; Schistosomatidae.
AUGUUGGAGGGCAACAAACAAUUUAUUAUAUAUCCUGGAGAGGCUGAGAUUUUUAUACGGUCCAUGGAACUUGUAAAAUAUGGAGAUUUUGGUCUAGAAAGGUGGUUUAAUUAUCAUGGGUAUUUAAACAAGUUAAACAUGCAAGCUGUUGCUUCGGCUCGUAUUCAAUCAGAUGAGUUUAUCAAAGAAUUUCUUGUUAGUCAUCAAAAGAUACCGAUUCUAGUUCACGAUCUAAUUAUGGUUGAACUUUGGAAGCAAAAAGUGUUUAAAAUUAUAUUAAGUGAUAAAGAGGAACCUACAUCUUCGUUCCCAUUGUAUACUAUUAUAUAUCAUGAACUACUGUUGGCAAACUUAUUGGAAACUGUAACAUAUCACAGUGAUGCAGUAGAAACCUUUGGAGAUUCAGUUACUGAUUUAGGAGAUUGGUGUCAUAGGUCAUUAUGUUAUCUCGUAACGCAAUCAGUAUCAGAAGAGGAAAAGUCAGUGUAUUUUGAAUUGAAAAAUAAGGUUAGUGAUACUAGUAAUUUGAAGGACCUAGAUCGUCAGUAUAAGGUUAUAGAAUAUGAAAAGGGUAUUAAAGCUAUCACCAUUGUCAGACAUUUGUUUGAAAAUUGUUUAAAUUCAGACAGUGGAUUACCUCCUCAUAUUGGACGUCGUUUACUUUACACACAUGAUAUCCCAAUUAUUCUUUGCAAAUUACUUGAACAAAAACCAUGGAUAAUAAUUGGUUAUGACGAAUCUAAUAAACAACGUCGUCAACAUAUUUGGCUUGAGAACGGGUCAUGGAUACCAGAUGACAAAACAUCCAGUGUUAUUCACAAACCGGAAGCGCAGAUAUGGUUAUGUUUAUUUCAAAUUCUAUUAGCCAAUAGUUCUUCUCUAAAAUAUGAUUGUUCAGUUGGCCACAGAAGAACAGCUUUAUUGAAACUACGUCCACUACUUACCGAAGUCAAACUAGAUGUUCUACCAGUUUUAAUUGACCUAAGACGUUUUUUGGAACACUUAAGUCUUAAUGAAUCGUAUGGAGGCACAAGUGAUAAAAUCAAUAUGUGUCUUAUAGAAGCAGUGCCAGAAAUUCGUGAAUCACUAGUUAGCAAAUAUAAAAAUAAAUGGAGGAAACUUGCCACACUAUUCAAAGAACAGACUGAAUCUAAUCGUGGGAAAGAGGCGGCGAAAAAGGCAGCAUUGCAGUGGACUGAGGCAUUUUCUGAAGAACAUCUCAGUCAAUUGUUCUCUUCCACAUUGGGGAAUUCAGGAGAUGAAAAUCCUUUAUAUCCAACACCAAGAUGCCCAACAUGUGGAGAAAUUGCCUCGAAGCGAUGUUCGAGAUGUCGUCAGGAAUGGUACUGUGGUCGAGAAUGUCAAGUAAAGCACUGGUUAAAGCAUAAGGACGCUUGUGACUUGUUAACAGAAGCAAUAACUUCUGAUAAAAAUUCGAAUUAA